AGAAGUUGGAUUGCGGACGUUUGUGAACUUGUUUGACUGCGGAUGUACAAAAGAAAAGGUGAACGAAUGACCGCCACUUCCCCACAUUCAGCGUCCCUUGCCUAUAAGCAAAAGCCAGAUAUAAAUCACAAUAAGACAAAAUCACACGAAGAAGAUUGAUAAGAAUGGUAGCUAGCAGGUCGGAUUGCGAGAAAGGUGAGUUUUUUCUUGUCAAUUAUUUCAGAUGGGUUGGAGAGGGGUGUUGGGUUUCGAGUAUGGGAUUGUGCAGGCGCCGUUGGGACCGGAUAUCUCCGGCCCGGAGCUUGUUGCUGCUGUUGCUAGUGCCGACGGUCUUGGCCUUCUUAGAGCCCCUGAUUGGGAGGAUCCUGAUCACAUUAGGAGAAUCAUAAGAGAGACAAAAGCCUUAACAGACAAACCAUUUGGAAUAGGAGUGGUUCUUGAGUUUCCUCAUGAGGAGAAUAUUAAGGCUAUAUUAAAGGAAAAAGUUGCUGUCUUACAGCUUUACUGGGGUGAAUGCACAAAGGAGCUUGUUCUUGAGGCUCAUAAAGCCGGGGUCAAAAUUGUGCCCCAAGUGGGAAGCUAUGAAGAAGCAAAGAGAGCCUAUGAUGUUGGUGUCGAUGCAAUUAUGGUUCAAGGCCGUGAAGCAGGUGGGCACAUUAUUGGCCAGGAUGCCUUAAUGACUCUUGUGCCGAGAGUGGUUGAUCUAGUUCAUGCCCGUGGCAUACCAGUUAUAGCCGCCGGAGGCAUAGUGGACGAGCGUGGCUACGUUGCUGCUCUUGCACUUGGAGCUCAGGGUGUUGCAUUAGGCACGAGGUUUGUUGCAACAGUGGAAAGUAAUGCUCACCCAAUUUACAAGAGAAAGUUGGUUGAAUAUGAUGAGACAGAGUAUACAGACGUGUUUGGUCGUGCAAGGUGGCCAGGGGCACCCCACCGUGUCCUAAAGACACCAUUCUUUAUGGAGUGGAGAACUCUCCCUAGUCAUGAGAACGAGACGAGUCAACCUAUCAUCAUGGGUUAUUCAAUCAUACAUGGCAGGGAAAAGGAAAUUCGGCGCUUUGCAGGACCCGUCCCUAAUGGAAAAGCAACCGGAGAUAUAGAGAGCAUGGCAAUGUAUGCUGGUCAAGGUGUUGGCCUUAUAAAGGAAAUUCUGCCGGCCUGUGAAGUGGUCCGUAGGCUGGUCAGUGGAGCACAACGUUUGAUCCAUGAACAGGCCAGCGUGAGCACAAAACUGUGAAAUUUUGCGUGUAGCUGCAAACAGCUAGUGUUAAUGUAUCUUUAAAUUGUAUUUGUAUGGUACUUGACUUGUCUGUGCUUUCAAAUAAAGAGAAAUUAUGCUUUUCUUCAAAUGAUAAACUCAUUUGUUCAGUUUGUUAAAAUUAUUGAUGAGAAGUAUAAGUAAGUUCAAUUGUAGUAUUGUACUCCGUAUUUCUUUAAUAGUUUUAAGUAGAUAAUAAACGAAAAACAUCUACUUAUUUUACAGAAACUCCAAUGUCAGAGCCUAGAAAUAUGGAUCUAUUUUGUUUAGAGGAGAUUGCUCAGAUUAAAGAUAC
Cuscuta europaea is the source of this 1550-nucleotide messenger RNA. The record is from the annotation of a GenBank genome assembly. Lineage: Eukaryota; Viridiplantae; Streptophyta; Magnoliopsida; Solanales; Convolvulaceae.